This is a messenger RNA of Pseudogymnoascus destructans, 3560 nucleotides long. RefSeq lists its product as uncharacterized. The coding region runs from base 1 to 1509 and encodes 502 amino acids. NCBI's taxonomy places the organism in Eukaryota, Fungi, Ascomycota, Leotiomycetes, Thelebolales, Thelebolaceae. The record is from RefSeq and is a predicted model, not a curated record. The transcript is spliced from 5 exons.
AUGCGCUACCAGAACUGGGACGUCCUCCUGUUCUCGGACAAAUCCAAGGUUCCGAUUCAAGAGUUCAAGACUACGUGCCAUGUUAUCCAAGAUUCAGGUAAGGCAGAUGAUGGCAUAGCAUCUUUACUCGUGGAUGUUACAUUCCCACCACAAAGGGGAGAUAUGGCUAACCGCCUCAACGCAGAAUACCUCCCAACGCAGGGCACUCUGCCAUUGCUUCCAACAGUCACUUCAUUCCUGCCGGCUCUAGGACAAGGCCAGAAUUUUCGACUAUCGAUUCACUCAUGGGAGGCACCGGAGCCGAGUCGCUUUGCGCUCAACUUCACCAAGGAGCCAGGUCUCAUCAUGUUUGAAGCCCGGGUGUUUAUUGACGGCCGACUGGCGGGGUACAGAUAUUUGGGGCGAGACGGCCCAUGGCCAACAAUCAUUGAAACGGGGAUAAACGUUAAUAAGAACGGGGAUCUCGAGCCCUUGAGGUUUCCUGAAUUCCACCAAGAGCUUCUUUCCCAGAACUAUUGGAAUGCAGGUGACGACCUUGGGCGAAUCAAGAUCAUUAUUGCAGAAGGCUUACACCGCGAGUCGCCAGCAAUGUCAUUUGAUCGUAUCAAGAAUAUUGUGGCCUUUUCGUUCCAGCACGCUCCUUUGGAGGUUCUCGAAUCUUCAAGCAUUGCGUGGCCAAAUGCAGAAAUGUGGCGCCACAUUUCAUUUGUUGCAGGAAUGUUACCAGGUGGUAACGUUCCAAGAAAGUCCAGUGAGGGCGCUGUUGAAGCUCACAGCCACUCUCCACGACGAAGGUCCAUUUCCUUAGCUCGGCCACAGAGGCCUCCCCCGGCCAUGGGCAUGAUGCUCCCUCCGGGGUUGCCGGUUUUCCCUCGCCCUGCCAAUUUCGAUCCGUUCACGGAGCGCCGAGCCACUCAGUGGCGGCAACCAUCGUCGGCAGACGUGUCCAUGCCGGAUUAUUCCAGUUCAGUCUCGCUGGCUAGUCAUAGUCGUCAGUUCACGGACCCUAUCUCCAGCAACAAACCAGAGCCGCAACGAUUUCAGUCCUUGGAAAGUAUCGGUGCUUUCGAAGGCCUCUGUGAAGCACUGAAGCCAAGCAAUGUCACCAAAAAGAGCGUCUUAGGAGACUCAGAUGACGUCAGAACUUCUCAAAAUAAAGCAUCUAAAGUGCCAGAUGACCAUCGGUCUAUCAGGACUAUAGCUGGCCAGACCACGCCUGCCACAGUACCUGAAUCUGGUAUUUCCGGAAGUGUCAAGAGCAGGAAAGAGAAUGCCCAAGAUUCCCCGCUUCCAAGAGAAACUCUAUCCGAGGGAAACAACUUCACUUUUGGCGCCUCGCAGCCAUCGUCGGCGAUUAGCGCGGCGGAGCACAAGAGGCAGCGCGUCGUCACGCCUGCAUCGGUAAAGGCUAUCGAUCAGGAAGAUGAACCGAAAAACUCGAUAAUGAGGAAGAUCUCGCAAGGAUCGGCAGGGCGACGUGCUCUUGGUGAGCUGCCGAAUGUCCUGUGAUUUCUUCAACGCUACUCGACUGGUAAAGGCAGCAAUGCAGCCCACGGGUAUUCGGCCUGGUUAGCGUAAAGUUCGAUAAGGAAAACGAUCAAAAUUAGAGAUGUGGGUUUUAUUAAGGAAGAGGGGAGACGGUGUAGUCUCUCCUGGAUUACAGUGGGGUGUUUUCGGAGGGCGGGUUGCACUACUUUGUGGUAGAAUUCUUCGUUAUUUGUAUUUCUUAUUGCCUCGCUCUAUAUCGCUCUGGGAGGUAUCAUAGGGAUCCGAUCCGUCGAUCGGUCCGCGUCCACAAAAAAAAAUCGUUUCUAUUCUUACACAAACUUUCAUUCAUUCAGAACCGCGCGCAGUUUGACCCUCACACCCAUUCACAUCCACCACCACGUCGGGGCCUCCCACCUCCCUAGCCGCCCCUCACUGACGACCGCCUUUGCUGCUCUCUCCCUUUGCUCCUUGCUGCUUGCUGCCUGUCCGCUCCUUGCUCGUGAUCAUUGCUUAGAAUGAGGGGUGGGGGCUUCUAUCAUCGCCGCCUUGAGGGAUGGAAAAUGGAUGGUUUUGCGUAGUAUAAAAAAAGGAUUUGUGUGGGUGAUUUGACACUCCCUUUUUUUGGGGGUUCUUCUUUCUUUCUCUUUGGAUUUUGCUGUGGGGGCCUCUCUUCGCCCGCUCCCCCCACGCUCAAAAAUACACACACGUGCGGUCUAUAAUCGUCGUGUUUCCCUUGCCUUUCGCCCUUUCCUUCUCCGUUCCUGCAAUCCCUGCCUCCCAUUUCCUCCCGCCAUUGCUCACUAUUCCUCCCUAUCCCCCUCCCCUACGUAACAGAAUCGAAUGUUCGAAAGUAAAACCAGAAGUGUGUUAAAAGUUCACAAAAAAAACCCAAGAAAAAAUAUGGAAGCCGAAAAAAAGGAGGGGACCGGGAAUAUAAAAAAAAGAAACAAAAUGUUCACAGGUAACGCCGCGCCCUUGAACAGGAAAAACAUAAAAUCAAAAUGUGUUGAUCCCUUCUCCCCCGUUCCUCCCAUGAUGCAAGAGAAGCCACAAAGGGGUGCUGUAAAAGGAAAAAAUAUAUAUGUUGUUUGUUCAUGGUGGUUGCCCCAUUUGGUAUGGGCCGUUUGCAAUGCUUUCGAAUUCCUGACGUUUGGCGGAAGGGUUUGGUGGUGAUAGUGGGUGUUAUGAGUGUAGUAAGGAUCGGUUUGAUUUGUAGGGUAUUGUUUGGAUGUAGAAUUGGAGUUGGGUUCGAGUUUAUUGACUCGUUGUUCGGCCGUCACGUUCGUUUCGCCUCGUUCGUCUCGUUGUCUGACUUCUUGCCUGCCUGUACGCUUGUCCGUCUUCCUCGGCACCUGUCUGUUUGCUAACACGAAAAUGGUUGGGCUUGCGUGUAUGUAUGUAAAUAUGUGGAGUUUUGAUAUCUUCGCGUGCCGGCGGGAAAAAAAUGGGUGGUAUCAGGGCAUCAUGGCAGGGAGGCGGCAGGUCAGGCCGGGCCAGGACAGGCUAAGGCUAGACAGGAGCGACAACGUCUACGCUUCCUACUUCUUCCUGUUUCCAGAGCCAGUAGCGGUGAUCUUGGAGGUGGACAUGAGGUCGCCAAUGUACUUCUGGAGGAACUUAUUGUUCGAGUCGAGCUUGUCGUGCUCUUCCUUGACCGCCUCUAUGCGGUUGUAGAUCUCGAGAAGCGAUUCUUGGAGGAGCUUCGCGUGUCUAAAUUAGGAACAAGGGGUUAGAGUGUAAUUUUUAGGUUUUGGGGAGGAAAGGUGACAAAAAUAUAAAUCCUGCAGCAGGGGAGAAGGGGCAGGGCAAGGACUGACUGUGAAAGCUGUGCUCUAGCCUCUUGGCUCAUCUUCUCCAGAUCCUCGCUGUUCCUCCUCGGGCUCAUGGCCCUAGCAUCGUCCUCAUCGAACACCUCCUCGCCCUUCUUUAGCUCAACAUUCGGUGCAUCGCGCGGCACAAUGAUAGUCCCGCUGCUCUUUCUCGUGCCGAUCUUGGGUCUUGUGGCUGUGGACGCGGAGGACGCGGCGUCGCUGUCUGUUGCGGGUGGGCCCCCUUGGGAGAGGCGCCGCGGC